Molecule: messenger RNA, 1263 nt
Organism: Amoebophrya sp. A120
Lineage: Eukaryota; Dinophyceae; Syndiniales; Amoebophryaceae
Source: the annotation of a GenBank genome assembly
GGACGAAAAUAUACGACGAGACUUUAUCCUUGCACGAAUCUGCGCGAGGGCACACCCAGACCACCGCCCUUCACGCUGAAAACAUGCUUCUAUCAAAUGUAAAAAUGUCUGGGUCUGGAAGAAUACGCGAUUUGUCAUGCAGCUUUUCCAUGACCCAUGAGGUCUGGAAUGCAGGACCUAGCAUGACAGAUUCUGUGCGAUCUCUCCCAUGCCUAUCCUGCAUGAGAAACUCCCUCCCGACUUGGUCAAAACUGGGCGACUUUUGGUAAUCAUGCAACACAGAUUUUUGCAUGCUUCAGAUUUAGCAUGACAAGUUGCAUUCUUCCAGACCCAGACAUUUUUACACUUGAUAGCUUCGGAAGCUGGACCACUGCAAGACGCGCGGGGGCGUGGUGUUGCUGCAGCCGGAGAACUAUCAAAUGUAAAAAUGUCUGGGUCUGGAAACUUGUGAUGCUGGGUGGCAUCUCAUGAUGAGGCCACAAGUGCUGGCUCAGCAUGACAAAUUUCUGAGCUUGUAGGUGUUGCCUAUUCUGCAUGACAAACUGCGUUUCUGCAUCACAGAAGAGUUGAGCUCUUCGGUAAUGUGCAUGACAGAUUUUAGAGUUAUGUCAGACAAGCAUGACAAACAUGCAUUCUUCCAGACCCAGACAUUUUUACACUUGAUAAGAACCGGUACAGUGUGCAGCUGAAAUUUUACGAGCUGGCGCUGGAGUGGAAGGAAGCGCGGGAAAAGUUGUUGAAGAGACAAAAGGACUUAGAAGCGGCAUCUAAAAUGUCGUCGGCCGAAGCCGAACGACGAGAAGUCUUGGACGACGAGGGCUUCGAAGACGCCGUGGAGGUGGAUUCGAGUAACGAACAGGCGCAGAUUUCUACUUUGAUGCAGGAUACAGUCGCCGCUAUGAAGAGAACUGUUACCGCUUUGCAGAAGGUUCUGAACUUGCCCUCCAUCACGAUCAUCGACGAAGCGGACCAGAUCUUGGCCCCGACCAACCAGAGCCUAUUCUCCUACGGCAAGGGGUCGCCUCUGUCCGACCGGCAGGAACGAAUUCUGGCCAUCCACACCGUUUUCAAAGCAGCCACCCUGGUCGUACAACGAGAGCAGACGACCACGAAGCCGCAUCAUGCUGGGGCUGCGCAGCGCGCAAGAGGCAGAGCAGAAGGCAUGCGCGAACAACCGAUGGAAGAACAAGCGCAAGUAGGACGACCCUUGAACCAGAAGCUUGCGGAUGCUGCGCGUGCGGCGUUCAAAAACUUCGAGACGGA